Molecule: messenger RNA, 1547 nt
Organism: Spizellomyces punctatus DAOM BR117
Lineage: Eukaryota; Fungi; Chytridiomycota; Chytridiomycetes; Spizellomycetales; Spizellomycetaceae
Product: proteasome regulatory particle lid subunit RPN6
Exons: 7
Coding region: 144-1409 (421 amino acids)
Biological process (GO): ubiquitin-dependent protein catabolic process
Cellular component (GO): proteasome regulatory particle, lid subcomplex
Molecular function (GO): structural molecule activity
Source: RefSeq, a predicted model, not a curated record
GAUGACGCGUUCAAGUGCAUUCAGAACUUGUCGAGAUUUGCAGACAAUCAUUCUUGGAAGCGCCCUUAUUAAUAUUGCGAGCGACAUCUUUGCACCGUGAUCUAAAUUCACUACCAUUCAAUUAGCACUAUUCGCGAGAAAAAAUGUCUGGCGGGACACUAGCCGAUUCCCUUACGCAAGCCGAUGAGCUGGCCAAGACGUCUCCGGACCAGGCCAUCAUUGCUUAUCAGAACCUAGUCAAUGAUGCCACAGGGGGCACCGAGGAAGAAGUUAGAGUCAGGGAGGCCGCCUUUUUGAAGUUAGGAGAGCUUUAUCGGGAUACUAAGAGAGCGCAGGAACUGGGACAACUCAUUCGGGCGUCGCCGUCGUAUUUGGCCAACACAUCCAAAGCAAAGACUGCCAAACUCAUAAGAACGCUACUCGAUCUUUUUGCGGAUAUCCCAGACUCUAUUCCUCUUCAAAUCGACGUGUGCAGGGAAUCCAUUCAAUGGGCCCUGAACGAGAAACGCAUAUUUUUGCGACAGGCGUUGGAGACUCGGCUAGUGGCUCUUUAUUUGGAUAACAAAUCAUACUCGGAUGCCCUUACGCUCAUCGCAUCCCUGCUAAAAGAGUUGAAGCGAUUGGAUGACAAGAAUGUAUUGAUGGAAGUUCAGCUACUUGAAAGUAGAGCCUAUCAUGCCUUGCGCAACCUGGCAAAAUCGCGUGCAGCGUUGACCUCAGCGCGUACAUCAGCCAAUUCAAUUUACUGCCCACCCUUGAUGCAGGCUCAGCUUGAUAUGCAGUCAGGAAUCUUGCAUGCCGAAGAGAAGGACUACAAAACAGCAUACUCGUACUUUUACGAAACAUUAGAAAGCUUUGCAUCACAGGAUGACAGGCGGGCUGUCCUCGCUCUAAAGUACAUGUUACUGUGCAAAAUAAUGCUGAACCUGUCAGAAGAUGUCAAUGCUAUUGUAAAUAGCAAACUGGCCCUGCGGUAUGCUGGAUCUCAAGUCGAAGCAAUGCGCGCCAUCGCAAGCGCCCAUCAAAAUCGGUCCCUUCUAGAGUUUGAGCAAGCUUUGGCAAAAUACAAAGAAGAGCUAGGAAAUGAUCCCAUCAUACGCUCCCACCUGGCUGCACUGUACGACACCUUAUUUGAACAAAAUUUGCUGCGAAUCAUUGAGCCCUUCUCUCGGGUUGAAAUCGCUCAUGUUGCUGAAUUGGUGAAGCUUCCUACAACGUCUGUCGAAACUAAACUGUCCCAGAUGAUUCUUGAUAAAGUGUUUAGUGGAAUUCUGGAUCAAGGAGCCGGAUGUCUGGAAGUGUUUGAUGAACGCGAGGCAGAUAAAACAUAUGAGGCAACGCUAGAUACCAUCAAAAACAUGGGUCACGUGGUGGAAUCGCUUUACGAGAAGGCAGCUCAACUAACAUAGAUAGGCUGUGUACUUCACUGGGAUAAUAUAUUUUCUGUGGAACUCUCAUUGAAAUACUCUCAGUAUGCAAUAUUCUCUAUGGAUUAUGCAGCUGUUCACGAACUCUGUUUAAUAUUAUGUAAGAUCCGGUAACCCAAA